Molecule: messenger RNA, 1701 nt
Organism: Aphanomyces invadans
Lineage: Eukaryota; Oomycota; Saprolegniomycetes; Saprolegniales; Verrucalvaceae
Exons: 1
Coding region: 52-1650 (532 amino acids)
Biological process (GO): positive regulation of transcription by RNA polymerase I; rRNA processing
Cellular component (GO): nucleolus
Molecular function (GO): protein binding
Source: RefSeq, a predicted model, not a curated record
CACUGGCCAAGCAAGACCGCGGCGGCAUCGUCAUUCACUUCAAGGUCGACCAUGGACUUCCAGAAGCUCCCGCUGAAGCAGUUCCCGCAGGCGACCAAGACCAUCUCGCCUGAAAAGUCGUAUUGGUCGAAGCUUCGCGCGCCACAUGAGCUCAAGCAAGUCGCGAUGAUCUCGAGCAUCGAGGCCAACCCGUCCGCGCCGCACGAGUUUGCUGUGUCCACGUCUACCCGCGUGCAGUUGUACAGCACAGCGACGAAUGACAUUGUCCGCACAUUCUCUCGCUUCAACGAUGUCGUGUACAGCGCGUCGUUUCGCGGCGAUGGCAAGCUGUUGGUUACAGGGAACGCCAACACACAAGUGUCUGUGCUCGACGUCGGGUCGCGUACGGUGCUUCGGAUCAUGAACGGCCACAAAGGGGCUGUUCGGUCUGCCAAGUUCUCCCGAGACCACGUGCAUAUCUUCUCUGCGUCCGAUGACAAGACGUGCCGCUUCUGGGAUCUCGCGACGGGCACGCCCGUGGCUGUCAUGGGCGACCACACCGAUUACGUUCGCCAUGCCGUGCAGCAUCCGUCGGCAUCAUCGCAUGUGUGGGCCACUGCCUCGUACGAUCACACAGUUAAGCUGUGGGACAUGCGCAUCGCUGCUGGAAAGACGUCGUACUCGUCGACGCUGUCCAUGGACCACGGUGCGCCCGUCGAGAAGUGCUUGAUUCUUCCUGGUGGCAACUUGUGUCUGAGUGCCGGGGAUAACAUGAUCAAAGUCUGGGACCUGCUCAGCGGCGGCAAAUUGCUGCACCAGUUCUCGUCCCAUCAGAAAACGAUCACGAGUCUGUCGAUGGAUGGGACAAAUACGAGGCUCGUGUCGGGGUCUCUCGAUGGCCACGUCAAGAUAUACGACUUAGCUUCCUACGAAGUUCUCCACGGAUUCAAGUUUGGCGACGGCGUCCUCUCGGCCGCACUCACGCCGUCCAACUCGCACUUGGCGGUCGGCACUGUCUCCGGCAUGUUAACAGUGCGCCGCCGCAUCACAACCGACGACGCACCAGCCACGGACGAACUACCUGUAGUGCGAGGGGGUAGCUACAAGUAUUUUUUGCGCGGCACCCGAGCCAAGCCGACAGACGCGGACCACGUCAUCACUUCUCGUCGACACGCGAAAUGCGCGCCGUACGAGCAGGCACUGCGGGCGUUCGACUAUCGCAAAGCUCUGGACAACGCUCUCGACACGAGAAAUCCCACCGUGAUUGCGAGCAUGCUGGAAGAGCUGCGACUGCGGCAGGGUUGGCAGAGUGCGCUGGCCUACCGCAACGAAGAGGCGCUGGAACCGCUGCUGUCGUUCUGCAUCCGCUACGUGACGGACCCCAAAUACGCCGCGUUGCUCCUUCGAGUGUGCACGUUUCUACUCGAGUUGUACAGCCCCAUGCUCGGGACGAAUCAGUCUAGCGCGGUGUUGGAAGGCCUCUUCUUCAAGCUCAAGAACAGACUCAAGGAAGAGCAGAUUGUCCAAACAUCUCUCUUGCAAGUCAUGGGCAUGGUUGAGAGCAUCAUGACGGCGCAGUCGACAGCCCACAGUGGCACGCCGAGUGUCGCCGCUUCGGAGGAAUUGCCGCCUGCUGUGGAAAUUGCCGCGACGAAUGUUAAAACUCAGUAGACAACAUAUUUGUGUACCUUUGGAGCUUUGCUAAUAUUUGUGCAGUGAGCG